AUAAUCAUUACAGGUAUUAAAUGCCCAGUUUGUUCCAAAUUUGUUCUACCAGAUGACGUAGAGUGCCAUUUAGUCAUGUGUCUCACUAAGCCAAGAAUAAUUUAUAAUGAGGAUGUUUUAACAGAAGAUAAAGGAGAAUGUGUUAUUUGCUUGGAAGAAUUAUUACAAGGGGAUACAAUUGCAAGAUUACCCUGUCUUUGUAUAUAUCAUAAAACUUGUAUCGAUGCUUGGUUUGAAGUCAAUCGUUCCUGUCCGGAACAUCCUCUCGACUGAACUACGACAAUUUGGUUGUGAUCACACAAUCCUCAUUUGCCUAUAUAUUUAAUGCAUCGUUUAGUAUCUAUAUCAUCAAAGGACAACCUACAUAAGAUACAACACAAUGGAACUCAAGAGUCAUGCCAUCUGAUAACACCUAAUAGUGUGUCAGUGUUCCCAUCUUGUCAGCUGUGCCUUUUGCUACAAUAAUAAUGCAGGAUCGAGCUAAACAAGCCACAUUUUGUGAUACAUGAUUCACCCACCACAGAGCAGGAUCUAGUUUUUUAUCAACAAAUACAAAAUGCCUUUUCCAUAUUGUUUUUAUAUACAAACAUAUAUAUAUAUGAAGAGAAAAUGGGUUUUGUCAAUUUUGUAGAUUUAGUAUAAAGCACUUACUUUAAAAAGAGAAAAAAAAAAUCAAAUUUUUUAUAAAAAUAUUGCCUUUUAUCUGUAUCAUCUAAAAGUAAAAAUCUUCAUUGAAAAAGACAUAUCGCUCAUGAUCUGCAUAAAGUGCAAAAUGGCAUUAGCACAAUUUGAUUUGUAAUAAGGUCUCAAUGAUAGGAUCACGAAUAAGAUCUCAAAAGAAUCAAGUAUCCAGCGAUAUAACUUCAAAUCAAAAUUAUGAAUUAAAUAUAUUUCUUUAAAAAUCUCUGCAUUAAAGAAUUUGAGCAAUGCAAAUGUUGCAUAAUUGUAUUUAUAUAUAAUUUGCACCAGUUCAGUGGCAUAUUACAAAAAUAACUCAAUCCUUUUGUGCCACAGACUAACUGUAAAAAUUGUUAAUCGACUAUUUUUGUUUUUCACAAAACCCAAUUACGUAAAAAGAUGGGUCAUAAGUGUUCUUGACAGUUUUUAUUGCAAUGAACUGUUGUUGCAUAGCAUUUUUAUAUGAGAAGUGUCAAGUCAAACUGUAGGGUGUUAAUAUCCGAAACUAUCCCUGGCACAGAUAUUUUCCUCUGUGUGAAUUUGUGACAGUUGGUAAUAGCUGUUGAGUAAACUCUUUAAAAUGUUACUCCUCUGUCAAUAUUGUCUGCUAAUUCAAAGAACUGUACAUACAGUUGAAAUAACUUGCAAAGUUAUAAAAUAAAAACAAAUAUAAAGUAGACAAAAA
Centruroides sculpturatus (bark scorpion) is the source of this 1363-nucleotide messenger RNA. Its product is annotated as E3 ubiquitin-protein ligase znrf2-like. NCBI's taxonomy places the organism in Eukaryota, Metazoa, Arthropoda, Arachnida, Scorpiones, Buthidae. The annotation marks the transcript as partial. The record is from RefSeq and is a predicted model, not a curated record. The transcript is spliced from 3 exons.